CGACAGUCAAAAACCAUACUAUCUUCCUUCACAACUGUGGUAUCUAGGGAAUCAGAGGGAAGCACAUCCCAUACAUUUUGGUUGUGUUUGUUUACCUCUAAAAAAAGUAGCACAAGUAGUGUUUUAUUUUUUUCUUCAAAUUUAACAGAGAGGGAUCGAACAAAAAUGUUGCACCCACAUCAUAGAGGUAUUGAAUAUUGCAUAGUCAUAGCAUUAUAUUAUGAAUUUAUUCUGUCUAUCAAUCAUACUCAUACUCCUACUGAAUCAUAGAAUCAUAGAAUCAUAGUCAUAGUCUAUGUGUAGAGUGUAGUCUCUAUAUUCUAUGUUUAUGUCUAUGUUAUGUAUCAACGUUGUCGUAGGCCGUAGACGUAGGAGUUAAAGACAUUUUUCAUUUCAUUUUUGUAAAUGUAAAUUUAUAAUAUGAUAAUAAAUUAUAUUUUACAUUGAAACUUAUUACUAAUACUAAUUAAACUAAUCUAGGUGUUCAAUCCUAAUUCAUUAUUAACUCUGUGCAGUCAAGUGUUUUUUUUUCUUCUUUUGUCUUGUGCUCCUUUUUUUUGCGUGGGUCAUCUCACAAAACAUCAUGAAUCAUAUUAUUAUUAUAGUAUAGACUAGUCUGGAUGGGAUGCCACAAUGAGCGUAAUUAAUUAAUUAUUAAUACCCAUCAUAUUACAUAUAUAAUUGAAUGGGGAUUCAUACUUUAUACAAUUUGCUUACAAAUUAUUCUGUUUUUUUAAACCAAGAUUGAUCUAUAAAAAUGGGUUUACCUUUUAACAACAUUCUGUCAUUACACACAAACAACACAACUGUAAGUAAGAAGGAAAAACAACCUUUAGGAGUAGUUUCAAUUUAUUGAUAUUAAUUCUGCAAUUUUUUAUAAAAAAUUAAAAAAAAAAAAAAUUUAGAAAUACAUCCAUUAGUUUAAAAAAAAAAUUAUUUUUGUAAAACAUGCGUAAAAGAAAAUGCUGUUUUUGUGGUCAAAUUUAGACAAGUGGAUAUUUGAUGCAGAAUUAUUUAAAUAAAAAGUUUAAAACCUAUUUAUUAAUAUUAAAAAGUUGACAUUUAAUACAAAUACAUUUAAAUACAUUAUAAUAUAACAACUAAUUUGAAAAUUUUGUUAUUAUAAAUGAUUGAAAUUUUAUUAAGAAUAAAAUAAAUAGAAAAAUAAUAAUAAUAAAGCUCUUAGAGCUUACAUGACUAAAUCAGGCUUAAACAAAAAUAAACACAGUCUAAGAGUCUUCUUAACUAAGGGGAUGUUCUAACAAUAAACAAUUAUUUUCCUUAAUUAGAUAGACAGAAAUGAUUAUCACAUUUCAAACAUUUACAGUCACAGUCUGACGCUCUUUCUUUUUGAGUCAGUAACACCAUGACAUUGAAUUAGGCUCAUGUAUAUACGUAAAAGAAAACAAAUGUAGAGUUCUAUUGGUAUUAUUUCCUUCAGUUAGUGUAUAAGUACUAUUUUUUGUUCUGUCAUGUGGUUGGCAUAAGCAUUGAUGUAGUCACAAGUUUUCAACAUGAUAUCCUGAUUGAAAAAAGGUUUGGGGAUAUUUCCUGUGGAUGAUAAAUAAUUUAUUUGUAAAUUGCAGGUUAGCAUGACAUAAACGCAUGAUUUUAUUGAUCUAAUAUGAAUGUAACAAUAGUAUAACAGUUAUAAUAAUAUUAUUAUUAGGUGGUUUUAUGUAGCCCAGAAUCCAGCGUAGGGCUAGGCUCACUGUGCUUCACAUAAAAAUUAGCAAUUUCAUAAACAUACAUUUAAAAACAGCAAAUAGUGAAAAGCUUGACUUCACCCAACCAAGUACUAUGUACCCCUGUCUAGCCAAGGACAGCAUCCAGCAGAAUCGAGCAUUGUUUAUCAGUCAGAGUGGCAUGAGAAUGAGUCAGUAUAGUACAGUUUGAAGAGAUGGGUCUUGAGGACAGUUUUGAAGGCUGUGAUGGUCGUUAUAUUGCGGAUGUGUAAUGGGAGACAAUUCAAUUGUCAGUAUAGUACAGUUUGAAGAGAUGGGUCUUGAGGACAGUUUUGAAGGCUAUGAUGGUCGUUAUAUUGCGGAUGUGUAAGGGGAGACAAUUCAAUUGUUUUGGGGCACAGAAAAAGAAAGAUCAAACACUAUAUCCUUUAGUGUGGUUUCUGGGAAGAAAGAAUACGCGUGUCUGCGGAGGAACAAAGCUUUUGAAGGGAUGAAUAAACAGUAAGAAGUUCAGUAAGAAAGGAAGGACAGAAACCAGAGAAAAAGUUGUGACAGAGAACAGACAGCUUGUAAUCAUUGCAUCCUUUAUAGGGGGCCAAUGAAGUGAGGGAAGUUGUGGAGUGACGUGAUCAUGUUUCUUUACCUUUAGAUCUAAUUUAGCAGCUGAGUUUUGAAUUUUCUGCAUUUUUUUAAUGAAAUUUUUUGGUGAACCUGACAUAAGAGAGUUACAAGAGAGAGAACAAGAGCACAGACUGGGUUUUUUUUUGCGGCAACUGUGAAAAAAUAUCUAAGAAAGGAACCUAAGUUAAUUUCAGGAUUUUUUAAUAUCAUUUUGGACUUUAAAAUAUUUUUUAUGAUAGCAGCUAGCUCGUUUCAAGAGUGGAGAGAAUACCAAAAUAGCAUACGUAAACUUGUCUCGCUCAUGUUCUUUUAAAAACAAAUUUGUUUUAAAAAAUUUAUUAUUAUAUUUAAAACUUAAAGUUUUUAUUAAUUAAAUUCUUUGACUUCUAUUAAUAAUAAUUAUUUCAUUACUAAAUAAAAAAUAAAUAUUAAAAAAAAAAAAAAGGUUAACUCCUCCCCCAUUCCUAUUCUGCAAAAAUGCCAGAUUUUCUAAAGUUGGAUAGCACAGAGUUAAGUUCACAUUAUGUUUUUUUCUCAGUACUAUUAGUAAUAAAAAAUAACAUAUCUUGUUCAACUUUUUUUUAUCUAUUAGUAUUACAACUAGAUUAAGGGUCAGAGGAUACUUGUAUUCAUUUUUUUGUUUGUUUGUAAUAGUACUUAUUAUAGCCUACCUACUUUGUUGGUUAGAUAGCCUAAAGAGUUCUUCUUUCUUUGAGGAGUUCUUGCUAUAAGAAUAUUUACAAAAGAACUAGUCAGGCAUUCAUAAAUCAGCAAUUUAUUUUUUCUUCAUUCUCUUUAGCUUUCUUAAAAUUCAUUAUGGAAUAUAAUUUUAAAAAAACAGUAAAUUACAACAAAAGUAUUGGAAUUGAAAAUAGUAUUUUGGCUUUUGGUGCAUCUUACAACAAUAUUAUUAAUAAGUUUAGACCAGAAUGGGAUGAACAAGAUUUUUAAUAAAAUGUGCUAAAGUAUCAUAAUUGGUUUAUAUAUUUAAAAUUUGUUUUUUAUGUGUUCAAAUACGAUUUUACAAAUUUUGAAAUUGAAUUAUAAUUAUGUUGUUGAUUAUUUCAAAAUCUCUCGCAUUCACUGGCCUAAAUAGAUAAUUUUACCAUUUAAUGACCGUGAUAAAAAGAUUGAUUAAUUGGUUUUAUUCAUUGUCAUUUCCAAAAAAAGGUUUGAGAGUUUAUUUUAACCUUAGCGGAGUAGGCCUGUAAAAUCAAUUUAAAUAUUUUGAAAGUUUUUAUUUCAAUAAAAAUUAACUCCUAGAUUUAUUUAAUAGUUAAUAAAAAUUUAAAUGAGAAAAUGGGAAACCAGCUUUAAGGGACAGGAGCUAUAACAACAUUAAUAAUUUUUUAUAACGUUCUUGUGUUUUUUUUUUGUUUUAUCAGAAAAGUCUGUAAUAAUUUUAUUUGAAAUUUUCAUUUCGAAAAUACAAUUUAACCUAAAUAUCAUUUGAGCUUGGAGUAAGUGAAAUAGCUUAAUUAAGUUGGAAAUCAGAACUGUUAUUAACUUUCAAAUUGCUUUUUGAUUUUAAAAAACAUUAUCAAGCAAACCUAUUCAUGUUUGUCUAAAAUAAAUUAAUUAUUUUGUAUAAUGUAUUUUGAUUAAAUUUACAGGAUCAGAAAAAAAAGUUUGUUUCAUGACAACAAAGGUUAGGGAAAUGUUUCCUUUAAAAAUGGCAAGUGAUAGAUUUGGAAAUGCAUUAUGUCCCUUGAAAGGUGCACCACAGCUUGGACCUGGAUGUUAUGAUGUUGAUGAAGUGAGUAAAUGUGGUGUUAUGAUGCUGAUAAAGUGAGUAAAUGUGGUUCAGCCUUGUUGCAGUUCCUCAAAAAUGGUUUACUGUGUUAAAUUCUAUCAAGGAUCAUUGUCAGUUGAGUAGGUUAUGGGAACAAUGGUUAUUAAAAUAGUUUUUCAUACUAAAUCAAUUAGCUCUUGAAGGAAAUGGGGCUGCUCUAAAGCAAAGAUAUUGCAGAUUAAUCAUUCUUAUCCAAACUAGAUGGAGACAAAGCUCACUAGAAAUUAGAAUUGCUUUAAAACAAUUGUUUAAAAAAAAACACAAAUGAGUUGUAUAAGAUUUUCAUUGGUGUAGGGGGUGCAGAAGGAAAUGUCAUGAGAGACCAUGUAAGGGGGGAAACAAUGGAUUAUGUUAAAGGAAAUUUGUUCCUCAGAAAAGUGAACUGUUAAAGAAAACAUAAAUAUUUUCCAUAUCUUCAAAUAAUGGUGAUAGUGAUUAAAAUUUCUUAAUGAAUCAUAUUACUCAAUGGACCUUUCUGGAAAAUUGACCUACACACUCUAAAAUAAAAAAAAAAUGAACAAUACUUUAAGCUUAUAUCAAAUCAAUGAUUAUGAGCUGUUAAAAAUUUUUAUUAGAUAAUUAAAUUAAUUGAUAUAAUUAUCAGUUUUAGUAGUCUUGCCAAUUGUUUUUUCAUAAUGUCUUUUCAAGAAAACAAGUUUAUUCCAUGGUGUGAGAACCAAAUUAGUUAGUACAAAAGGAUAUACAUUAGGAGCCAGGACAGGCCCACGACUUGCUGUACAAAAUAUUGUAAGUCUCUUUUUUUAAAAAUUUCUUUAUGUCAUUUUCAAUAAAAAAAAUUCCUCUUUAAUAUAAAAAUCAUUUAUAGUUUAUGGCAGAAAUAUUAGUAUUAAAAGAAUUUCAAUAAAAUAUUUUAAAUAUUGUAAUUAUUUAUUUUAAUUAGCUAAUAAUUGUUUUCUUCUUGUUUUGAUGGUGACGAUUAAGAUUAAAUUAGUCAAUAUUUUGUUGCCAUCUAACUUGGUUGUACACAAAUUACUUCUGAGGUACCAGUUAAUUAUUUGGUACUUGUAGAUCUGUUUGUGUGUCUUUAUUAAAUAUUAUAAAUGUAAAUGGUCUCAUGACCACUUUUGAAAUAUCCUUUUUUUUUGUAAGUGGGAGCGAUUUGUAAAAUGCACUUUUUUUGUGUUUUGUAAAAGGUGGCACUGCAUCUAAAGACUGGGGAAAGGGGGGGGGCACUCUUCAUGCUGAUUUAAGUUGUUAUUCCUAGCUGAAUUAUAUAUUCUGAUAUUGGAUCAUCAUGGAAUUGUUAAAUGUUUUUUCAAAGACUUAUACAUUUUCACAUAUUGGAAAGAAAAUAUUUAGUGUGUUUGAAACCAAUUUUGAAAAACAAUUCUGAGAACAUGCAGAAAAAGAAAAUGAUCAGUUUCACAGCACACUAUGUGUCUUUUACAAUGCUGUCAUGAAUGUUUCAGAACCUAACACCAGCACCAGGAGAACACUUUGUUCCAUCUAGUUAUGCCACAAAAGAUUCAAAGAAACCAUUUGAGGUGGGCUCUGAAAGAUUUCCAGUGCGUAAGCGAGAUCUUCUUGAAGUUACUCCAGGGUUAGUCGUGUAUUGAAAACUAAUUUUAUGAUACUAUAUAUUUAAAAGUUAUUGUGACAAUUAUAACACUACAUGCCAACCUGUACGCUAUAGCCUACCCAGAGGUUGUAACGGUUUUUAAAGUUUUCUUAAUGGUAUGGCCAUAAGAGAUAUUGUAUGGUUUGAACUCAGAUUUUAUUUUAAAAAAUAAACAAAGUUUGAACACGACACUUGUUCAUUAAUAGGGAUGAAAUAGAUUCAACAUUUAUCGAAUGGGAUUUUAACUCCUAUUGGUCUAUUCAAAAUGACCUUUGACCCAAAGUUUAGGAUAGGUAGGCAUUUUACACUUUGAAUCUGAGCGAACUACCAACGUUAUAUGGCUAUUGCAGGAAUUCUAAGUCUACCAAUACAAUGUUGAAAGUUUCUAUGUUAAAAAUGAUUGAAUAAACACCCAAAAUGAGACGCCAUUUUAUGUCUUUCAUCAAAGGCAUCAAUCAGACAAAAACAAUGAAUAGCCACUACAUAUGUUUUAAUUUAUAUCACCACACUACUACUGCAUGCCUAAUCUAACAUGUAACACUUUCUAUAACUAAUGCGGGUGGGGUUUUCUUUUUUUUGUAUAAACAUGCCUAUACUUUAUUUAGGGCAGACAUCAGUCAGAAUAUAUUCUUUUUUAAAAAUUUAUUAUUUUACUCCAGAUGGAAAAUUCUAAUUAACAUUUAAAUGUGCAAAACUAACUUUAAAAGAAAAAUAAGUUGAAAGGGGGGGGGGGGGGAAGAGGUUGAGUGCUUACUUAUUUAAGCUUAGCUUCUACUGACGUUGAAACACACUUUUUAAAUAAAUAGUCAGAAUAUAUUCUUUUUUAAAAAUUUAUUAUUUUACUCCAGAUGGAAAAUUCUAAUUAACAUUUAAAUGUGCAAAACUAACUUUAAAAGAAAAAUAAGUUGAAAGGGGGGGGGGGGAAGAGGUUGAGUGCUUACUUACUUAAGCUUAGCUUCUACUGACGUUGAAACACACUUUUUAAAUAAAGCUGCAUGAAUGAAACUGUGAGGCAGGAAGGGAAAUUCUAACUCUAUUAAACGAUCCUUCCUCUCUCAGCCCAAUAUUAAGAAAAUCUUAUCUGAUAAAGUUACAAAGGCGGAUAUCGUCUUAUUUGCACAUUUAAUUUGAAAUCCCAUCUAUGUUACAGUGCGAAAUCGACAAUGACACCUGGAAUUUGGGUUUUCAAGAGAGCAAAGUUUGCAUGCAUUCCAACCAUUGAUAAUUAAAUGAAAAAAUUUAUUAAGUUAUACUUUUUUUUUUUUUUUGGUUUACUUUUUAAUUUUUCUGUACAGUCUUACAUGAUAAUUGCACAGUUAUUUGGGGUUUUGGUGAACAAGUUUUGAUCCUGCAGGUUGGCAUGUGUGCCUUUAACUUUAUAGUUAUGCAUUUCUUUUUGAAAUUAGCAUAGUUGUAUUUCAAACAAAGGUGAUACAACAAGCGAAAUGGAACUAUUUUAUUGGGACAUAUCUUAACUUACGACAUAGUUGAAAGACUGUAUGAUGAUAAAAAAAACAACAACAAUGUAAUUUGAAAUGUUAAAAUUAAACUUUGUCUUCAAAUAAAAAAAUCUGUACAUGUAAUAUCAUUGAAAAAAAACUUAAAUAAAAUAGUCUGAUUUGGUGGUGAAAGUAAGUCUUUUGGUCAUUGUUAAAUUUUAAAAUUGAAAUAUUUUUAUAAAAUUCUGGCAUUUUUUAUAACUUUAGGGCUGGAACAUAUGACACUGAUGUGGCCAUCAACAGAAAAGUACAUUGGCACCAGUCAUUUGGCGGUGCACCCAUCUUGCUUCCCAGUGUCAGUCUUAGAAGUACCAUUGAUAGGAACACAGACAAGGUUAGUUUCAAUGUUGCUGUUCUCUGAUUGGUCAAUCCAAAGAUUUACUCUAUCUCAAAAUUAAACUCCUACAAUCAAGAGUAUAUAAUUAUGUGCCCACUAUAGCAAUUAUGUGCCCACUAUGGCAAUUAUGUGCCCACUAUGGCAAUUAUGUGCCCACUAUGGCAAUUAUGUGCCCACUAUGGCUUUGUCUCUUAAAGUCCAAUAAGUGCAGCGGACUAAAAAUUGCUUUAAAUGACUAUUAGAAGCAGCAAAUAAUACAACUCCAUCAUACAUUUUGUAAGUAAUCUUGAUCUCAUUAUUUUAUUUUUCCAGCUUUACAGUACCAAAGAAGAAAGAAAAUAUCACAGAAAACUUGCUUAUCUGAAACUCUACUACUGACAGUUUUUGCACAUUUAUUGAAGUUCCCCUGUAAAUAUCACCUUAGUCAGAGUGAAGUUUAAAAAAAACCCAAAAAAACACUCUAAAAAUGAAGAUAACAAAAUUUCAUUUUCUGAAAAUAUUAUUAUUUCCCAUGAACAUUGUGCUCUAUGGACCAAGCCCAGCAUUGGAAUUUUUGUUUCUUCUGAUGCCAGUGAGCAUUUUUUGUGUGUAUUUUCAUCUCUGCAGUGUGGAAAUAAAAAUCUUGUGGAGAGAAGCAUCCAAUGAUUUUUUUACAGGAACAGUUAAGUCUGGUCAAGCAUUCACAAAGUUCUGAAGUUUGUGGAAGGGAUGGUGUCCUGUAAAAUACGGAAUGAAUCUCUCAACACAUGAGAACUGUUGUCAAAUGCACUGUAUAUAAAUGGAAUUUGUGUCUCCAUUCUUCUUCACUUCAGAACUGAUAUUUCACUGAACAUGUUUACAUAAUUUAUACAGCAGGAAUGCACCUUGUGUCAGUGCAUACACAUCACAUUUAGACUAAGCUAUGUACCAAACUUUAGCUGCAGCUUUUGCAAGAGCAAGAGAUCAAUUGAUUUGAAUGUAAUUCUCAAACCAAAUCAGAAGAAAUUGAGAUAUUUAUAAAUUCGUAUAGCCUACAAAAAAAUUUAAGAGAAAAUUUGUUCAAAUAUAUCUAGUGUAGAAUGUUAUUUAGAAAAUGAGACAUUGUUGUUUUUUUCCCCCUUCAUUUUCUUUUUAAGUAUAGUAUUUUCAAAACAAUCUAAAAAAAAAAUUUCAUGGUAUAUGAAAUGUUGUUGCAAAACCAAAAAAUUUAAAAAGCAUACAGUACUACAUUGGUCCAUUGUCACAGCCAACUUGGCAUAACCUCAGGUGCAUAAGUCAUCUUGUCACAGCCAACUUAGCAUAACCUCAGGCGCAUAAGUCUUCUUUGGUUUGAAUAUUGCUGUUAGAUAGUUAACAGCAGUUAAAGUCACUAGCAGCAAAUAUACUUUAAAAAAAAAUAAAAUAACCAGGCGAUUUCUAUUAACAAAAUGAUUUUUUGUAUUAUUGGUAUUGAAAAAAAAGUGUGGUAACAUUCACUUUAUUUUUGAUUCUUAACUGCUACAAUUAUAUUUACAAAUCAGAAUAGAGUUUGAAAGUAUUGGAAAGUCUUACUUCAAUUUAGCUGAGUUUACUUACUUCAUGCAGUCUGUAGUCUACUUACUUCAUGCAGUCUGUCGUUUACUUACUUCAUGCAGUCUGUAGCUGAGUUUACUUACUUCAUGCAGUCUGUAGCUGAGUUUACUUACUUCAUGCAGUGUGUAGUCUAAUUUUUUGUACUGAAAUAAAAUCUUACUUUUCAUUGAAGACACAAGCAGGCCCGUUCUUAGGCAUACACUGACUACGCAUCCGCGUAGGGCCCCGAAAGUGAGGGGGCCCCCAUGAGGCGCCCUCGAUCCCCCGUUUUUUUUUUUAACUGGCACUGCAGCCGUCUGUGUCACUCACGUCACCUUCCUCAUCCUGAAAUUUAUCAUUCUGAGUUGAAUUCGGAGGCAGGAGAAGGGAAGCAGCAGGGGGGAGCUUUGGGGGUGGCAGACAGCAAAUCGGGGGCUUGGCCGUGGGAAUGGGAAAGAGGAAACAUUGAUGAAGGCAGAAUGGAGGUGCCACAGUGGUGGGUGGUGUUUUCUCCUCAGGUCGAGGGAGCUCCACCCCCAGACCCCCCCCCCUUCCGGGGCCCCCAAACUACGGUCCAUGCUUAGGGCCUCCAAACUCCUAAGAACGGCUCUGACACAAGCACCCAAAUAAACGUUAAAAAUUAAAUUUUGAUGACCUUGGAAGAACUGAAACAUGAUGAAUGUUGUCAAAAAGGCAGUGCUGUGUACAUUGAAUUAUUUUUGUAAUUCUGAUGUUAAAAAGUAAAAAAAACAAAAAAAACACUUCAACUUUAAGUUUAAGGCCUUUAGCAUUUAACAAAUCUAAUAAAACAUUUCUCUUUCAUUAACUGUUAUGCACAGAAAAAAUAUGGUCACAGAUAUCAAAUGUCAAGUUGUAUCGAUAGGGGUAAAAAAUUUUUUUGGGAAAAGUCCUAGAAGGCAAAUAUUUAAAUCUAAGGCAUGGACACAAAAAUAUAGAUCAGGAUUAUGUGGCUCUGUCUGUCCAUCCAUAAAGUUUGGAAUAUAACGUGGUUCUUGGAGCUGCCCACAUGGACCCAACCCUGCCACUCCCCCUCCCCCUACAGUUGGGCAGCUGAGAUGAUUGCCCAGUUUGAGGAACAUACUGGCGAGCAGUUAUACUGACCUCUUCUUUGAGAGACGAGGCCAGUACAUGAUUUCUCAGUCUAAAGAUCCUACAAAACUUAAAUAAUCAAACCAUCAACGUGUUUGUUCUGACUCGUUUUUCCUUUUAGUACAGUGGUUCUCAACCUUUCUAGUGCCGCGACCCCUUAAUACUGUUUCUCGUGUCGUGGCGACCCCCAAGCCACACAAUUAUUUUCGUUGCUACUUCAUAGCUGUAAGGAUAUAUGUUUUCAGAUGGUCUUAGGCGACCCCUGAAAAAGGGUCCCGCGACCCCCAAAGGGGCCGCGAACCACAGGUUGAGAACCGCUGUUUUAGUACAUCUUUUUUUUUUAAUUAUUUUUUUUUUUGUUGUAAUUUAUAAAAAUGACACAACUUAUCAAUAUAAAUAUAGGAAAAGAACUAAGUAUUUGUUUGCGUCUUCACUCAUGCAAUAAUUAUUAUGUUAUAACAUUAUAACCCCAUUAAUCCACUGGAACUUGAAAAAAUUCCCCUCUUAAAAAUGACCUGAAUAUAUUCAUAACGUCUAAAACACUGUUAAUGACGUUAAGCAAUUCGUUUCUCAAAGCUUAAAAUAGAAUCCCGUUUAAUGAAUGUGUGGUUUUGUGUUAGGAUACACAAUUAAAUGUGGAAAUGGUCACUGCUUUUUAUCAAACAAUGAGAGCCUUGCACCCUGUGAAUAAAAUCUUUACUAAACACUC
Messenger RNA from Lymnaea stagnalis (great pond snail), 10862 nucleotides. Lineage: Eukaryota; Metazoa; Mollusca; Gastropoda; Lymnaeidae. The record is from the annotation of a GenBank genome assembly.